AUGGAUUCAGAGAAUGGGAGCGGGAUAGACGCAUUCAACGUGGUGCAGUUCAACGCGUCCUUGAGUUUGGAUAAUAGAUAUUCAUCUGCGUCUAUCGCCAGCAUUGCCGCUCUCGUGAGUUUCCUCAUUCUCUUUACCGUUGUUGGAAAUGUAUUGGUGGUGAUAGCGGUGCUGACGAGCCGUGCGCUCAAACCGCCACAGAACCUGUUCCUGGUGUCUUUGGCCACAGCGGACAUCCUGGUGGCCACUCUGGUCAUGCCCUUCUCUUUGGCUAACGAGCUCAUGGGCUACUGGUAUUUUGGAAAAGUUUGGUGUGGGAUUUACCUGGCUUUGGACGUUCUGUUUUGCACAUCGUCCAUCGUGCACCUGUGCGCCAUCAGCCUGGACAGAUACUGGUCCGUUACGCAGGCGGUUGAGUACAACUUAAAGCGGACUCCGCGGCGCGUAAAGUGCAUUAUCGUCAUAGUGUGGCUCAUCUCCGCCUUCAUCUCGUCCCCGCCGCUCAUGUCCAUGGAAGUAGACAGUGACACCUCGCAGCCUCAGUGCGAGCUCAAUGAUGACACCUGGUACAUUCUCUCCUCCAGCACCGCGUCCUUCUUCGCGCCUUGCCUCAUCAUGAUUCUGGUCUAUGUGCGCAUCUACCAAGUGGCCAAAACACGGACCCGCAGUCUGUCUGGGAAGAAGCCCAGGCCAGAUGCCCUGACACACACUGAGAACGGACUGAGCAAAGGCGAGAGAGGUGAGAACGGCCACUGCCAGUGUCCUCCCACGCCCACGCGCACAGUGACUAUGGGGCCACAGACAGAGGACGGGGAGGUGGAGGAAAGCUCCUCAUCGGAAGGUAAAGGUCAACACAUGGCCCCGCUGCAGGAGCCGAGUGCCAUCAAGAGCGCAAGGCACAACUCUGUAUCCAAACAGUGCGCGCGCAUCUCCCGCGUCAGCAACAAGUCCAUGGACCUGUUCAUGUCCCGCAGGAAGCGCCGCAGGAGCUCUGUGGCGCAGAAGAAAGUGUCCCAGGCCCGGGAGAAGAGGUUCACCUUCGUCCUGGCGGUGGUCAUGGGGGUGUUUGUAGUGUGCUGGUUCCCCUUUUUCUUUAGUUACAGUUUGCGUGGAGUCUGCAGGGACUCGUGUAAGAUUCCCGAUCCUCUGUUUAAAUUCUUCUUUUGGAUUGGCUACUGUAACAGCUCCCUUAACCCUGCCAUCUACACUAUUUUCAACAGAGACUUCAGACAUGCAUUCCACAAAAUACUGUGCAAGUCGUGCAAAAAGUCUUUUUAA
Messenger RNA from Knipowitschia caucasica, 1278 nucleotides. Lineage: Eukaryota; Metazoa; Chordata; Actinopteri; Gobiiformes; Gobiidae. The record is from the annotation of a GenBank genome assembly.